Molecule: messenger RNA, 1386 nt
Organism: Cynoglossus semilaevis (tongue sole)
Lineage: Eukaryota; Metazoa; Chordata; Actinopteri; Pleuronectiformes; Cynoglossidae
Gene: nagk
Product: N-acetylglucosamine kinase
Exons: 10
Coding region: 111-1166 (351 amino acids)
Molecular function (GO): N-acetylglucosamine kinase activity
Source: RefSeq, a predicted model, not a curated record
UUGCUGCCAUCUACCGGCAAAUAAUUGACAUUGAAAAAGGGAGUUGAGCUACUGACUCUCGCGAUAUUUGUAGAUUUCGGCUGCGUGCUGAUCACAAACAGGAACAGGACAUGACAUUAGUGUUCGGAGGUGUAGAAGGUGGAGGGACUCAUUCCAAGGCUGUUCUGCUGUCAGAAGAUGGAAAGAUCCUGGCAGAGACUGAGGGAUCAUCGACCAAUCACUGGUUGGUGGGAGUUGACAAAUGUAUUGAGACCAUCAAUGACAUGGUGCAAAGAGCCAAGGUAGAGGCCGGACUGGAUCCAAACACACCGCUGCGUUCUCUGGGCAUGUCUCUGAGUGGAGGAGAGCAGAAGGAGGCCAUAGACAAACUCAUUGCUCAGAUGAAGGAACGUUUCCCCAGUCUAAGCCAGCACUACUUCAUCACCACAGACGCUAUUGGUGCAAUGGCAACUGCUAGCAAUUGUGGAGGAAUAGUAUUGAUAUCAGGAACAGGCUCCAACUGCAAGCUAGUAAAUCCUAAUGGCUCACAAGUUGGCUGUGGAGGCUGGGGUCACAUGAUGGGUGAUGAAGGGUCAGCAUUCUGGAUCUCUCAUCUAGCAGUGAAGACUGUUUUUGAUGCCAGAGACAAGCUGGUGUCUCCUCCUCAUGACAUAGAGCAUGUCAGAAAAGCCAUGGAGGAAUAUUUUGAGGUGUCAGGUCUAAUGGGGAUGUUGCCGCAUCUCUACAGAAACUUCCAGAAAUCACACUUUGCUGGUUUCUGCAAGAAGCUGGCUGAAGGCGCAGAAGCAGGCGAUCCUCUGUGUCAGCAUUUGUUCACUGAGGCUGGGAGAGUCCUGGCCAAACAUGUGGUAGCAGUGUUACCUGCAGCACAGGAGCCCCUGUUGAGAGGAGACCGUGGCCUCCCUAUACUGUGUGUUGGUUCCGUAUGGAAGAGCUGGGAGCUUCUUAAACCUGGCUUCACUGAGGUGUUAAGGGAAAUUGCAUCAUCGGUUGGGCUUCGAGGUCUAUUCCAUGGGUACACCCUCCUCAGUCUACGCCAGUCUUCAGCAGUUGGUGGCGCCAGUCUUGGAGCUCAAAGUUUAGAUGCCAAGCUAUCUAUGGACUACAGCGCCAACACUAACGUCUUCUACAAACACACCUUCAACAGCAGUAAAACCUGUGAGUGAGGUGUCAGUCACCCAGUGGGAUAGAUUGCCAUUAGGCAACGACGAUUACUGACAUCAGUAAAACUGAGGAGAUUUUCUUUGAUUCAGCAGUCAUUCCAAAUAUUGUCCUUGCCAUUUACUGGGAUCAGAAACUUCAGAAUUCUUUUCCAACUGAUUAUAUGUUUAAAAAUUGUAUCUAAUAUCUUUUAAAUAAAAUGUUUGCAUGACAAAAAUCUCAAAA